Rhineura floridana is the source of this 6279-nucleotide messenger RNA. It is a transcript of the gene TCOF1, whose product is annotated as treacle ribosome biogenesis factor 1. Gene Ontology annotation, molecular function: protein binding. The record is from RefSeq and is a predicted model, not a curated record. The transcript is spliced from 18 exons. NCBI's taxonomy places the organism in Eukaryota, Metazoa, Chordata, Lepidosauria, Squamata, Rhineuridae. The coding region runs from base 165 to 3263 and encodes 1032 amino acids.
GGAACAGGAAGUGAAGCGUACGUACAAAUGCAUGGUCAAAGGGUAAAGCAGCUGCACGAGGUUAGCUGCAUGUGGCUUAUCAGCCACACUCUCUAAACCCGAGGCCUGCGUUGAUUGCAAUGUACACGGGGUAAAGGCUGCGACGAACUAUUUGAAUCAGUACCAUGGCGGCGGCAGCAGGAGGAAGCGAGCUGAAAGAGCUGCUGGCUCUGAUACACCAGUGCUUGGUCCAGAUUGGUUAUGAGAGAGCAGCAAAGGAGCUGUUGGUACAGAGUGGCCAGAAGACCUUCCCUUCAUCCCCAGUCCCUCUCAGGGACAUCUUCAUUCAGUGGAAAAAAAUUUCCUCGCAAACCCAGAAAGAAAAGGCAGAUGAAAUCAAGAGAGGCAGCCCAGCAAAGAUCAGAGUUGCUGAUCCCGAGAGCAGCUCUGAGAGCUCAGAGGAGGAAGCAGCAAAACCCAUAAAAAGUAAUCUGCCUGUGAAUAACAGUUCUGUGGCUACAGCGGAGAGUAGUAGUGAGGAUGAGGAUUCAUCUUCUGAAGAGGAAGCAGUUGCUGGCAAAGUGGUGAAAAUUCCUGUGACAGGAAAUAAAGCUGGUGAUUUUCUGCAACUCGCUGCACAAAAGACUAACUCCUUCCCAGGUAAAGGGGUGGCGGUCGCUGCUGUCCAGGCAAAAGGGAGACAGAAUAAAGUAACUUCAGAUAAGCUGCCAACUCCAGCAGCGGCAAAAGCAGGACAGAGCAAAGUCCUUUCCAGUAAACCAGGACCUGCUUUGCAGUCUCCUGUUGUAACAGGACAAAAUGCGGCACAGGUGGCUCCUGCAAAGAAGGCAGCAAACGCUGAAAGCAGCAGCAGCAGCUCAUCUGAGAGUGAGGAAGAAAAGGCGCCGGCAAUAGUAAAACCCCCAGCACCCAAGCCAGCUCUAAAAAAGGCAGAGAGCAGCAGUGAAGAUUCAAGUGAUAAUUCUGACUCCGAAGAAGAAGAAACAAAUGCAGUAACACUCCAGGUAAAACCAGCUUUGGAAGGUGGACAGGUCAAUACAACACUGGCAAAAAGUUUGCCAGCUACUGCUGUGCCUUCUAAAGGAAAUGCGGCAAUGGCAUCUCCAGCAAUGAAAAUAGCAAACCAAACCAGAGUAGGGUCUGGAAACGUGGCCAGAAGCUCAAAGCCAACAGACAGUUCAGAGUCUAGUGACUCAUCUGACACUGAGGACGAGGAACCCUCCUUGAUAGCACAGACAAAAUCAUCUGGAAAAACCCCUCAGACCUUCUCAUCACCAGUGAAAAAUGCAUCAAGUCUUCCAUCAAGCAAGGCAGUCUUUACUCCAAACCCUUUGAAGCAAAUGCCAAAGACAUCUGUGACCGGCCUGGUGAAACAGCCGCCUCCUGCCAAGGCUGCUGGGUGUGCGAAGAAAGCAGAGAGCUCAGAGGGCAGCGAGUCAUCAUCUGAGAGUGAGGAUGAGGCUCUCCCAGUUCCAGUAAGCCAGAAGAGACCGCAAAUUCCUCAGCCUUCCACUGGAGCCAGACAAGAUCAGGUUGAUAAACUAGGCACCCCGGUGAAAGCAGCAUCGAGUGCUUUGAAAGGAAAGGCAAUGGAGAGCGAAAGCAGCAGCUCAUCUGACAGCGAGGAUGAAAUGGCUCCAGCAGCAGGUAACCUGCCACCGCCUCCAUCUGCAACCAAAGCGAAUGCUGCAGCUCAGUCAGUGUGUGUUACGAAAUUCCAGACUCUACCAGGACCACUUCAGAAGGCCCAAGAGAGUGAAGACAGUAGUCAAGAUUCUAGCGAUGAGUCUGACUCUGAAGAAGACACGGUGUUCACUCAGAAACCGGCUCAGGUGACACAGAAACUUGCCCCCAGUCCCGCAAAAGCCCCAGCUGCAAAGGCAGCAGGUGCCAAGUCAAGCAAGACGGGCGUUGCUCAGCCAGCAGGAAAAGGGACAACAAGCCCAGCAAAGUCAGCAGCUGCCUCUGUCCAGAAAGCCUCUGAGAGCUCAGAGACCGACAGCUCUGAUUCUUCAACGGGCGAGGAGGCAGCUGGAGAGCCUGUGCAGCAGACCCGUAUUCACCCUUUUUUUCAGCAGAAGACAAAUAAAGCAGCCAUUUCUUCAGGGAAGGGUGUACAGGCCAAGUCUAGUACCCCUGAUAAUAUUUCCAACAAGUCCCAAGGCCUUGCUGCAAUAACAGGGAAGGUGGAGCAAAGCCCCUCCAAAAAGGCUCUGCCUGCUAAACCUGGGGGGAUCCUAAAACGCCAGGAGAGCUCAGGAAGCAGCAGUUCCUCAGACAGUGAGGAGGAGGCAGUGCUGUCAACAGCCCAGCAGGUCCUACAGCCUGCAGGCAUGCUACAGAAACAAGAAGUGGUAAAAAAGCCAGAGAGCUUCUCUGAAGAGUCCAGUGAUGAAGACCAGGAGGCUUCACAGUCCCUCUUAACAGGUUUUUCAGGCCCUUCAAAGACCUCUGCAUCCACUUUAUGGAAGUGUGCUGCUCCUGUGCUAUCCAAACAGAGUUCUGGAAAAGCCUCCUCUAUUAUAAGUAGUCCUGCCAUCAGUGCCUUUGCAAAGUCUCCUGGGAAAGCCGCUCCUGCUGAUAGUUCAUCCAGUGACAGCAGCAACUCUGACACAGAUGAAGGAACUGUUGGACUGAAGGCAGAGAUGGGCUCAUUGUCCUCUUCUGGAAGGGAAGCAGUUGAGGCCAAGGUGGGUAAGGGGGCCGUGGCAGGAAAAAGGGGACCAGGAAGCAUUGGCUCCAAAGCUGCCUCAGCAAAGAAAGCUGCAGCCAAGGCUCAGAGCAAUGGCAAAGCCAAAGGAACUCCUGCAGGACAGUUACCACUCGCUCUGCUGUCCAAGGUUCAUCCCAUGGGAGUCAGCUCCGAGGAGGCUGUUGCCAGAGAUCCUGUUGCAGCUGCCCAGGAAGACACCCAAGCCACCCCUGUUGUGGCAGUCAAGACUCCAAAGCCAUCAAAGUCAUCCAAGGCUGGGGUGAAAGAGAAGCCAUCCAAGAAACGGAAGCUGGCUGCUGUGGAAGCUGGCCUCGGGGAACCCAAAGGGAAGAAACGUAAAGCACAGAGUGGCCUAGAGGUGCCGAAAAAGAAAAAGAAGAAAGCCAAGUCUUCGAGCAGCAUCAAAACACCAAAGAAGAAAGAUGGCAAAGAAAAGAAAUCUGAUAAGAAGAAAAAGAAGAGCAAAAAGCUGGAGUCGCUUACUGCAGAUGGAUUGCAAAAGAAAAAGAAGAAAAAGAAGAAAACUGGAGAGCUUGUGGGAGCAGCAUGAGGAAGAAAAUCCUUCUUCGGAGGCAUGGUUUGAAGAGCAAGUGUGUAAAGCCACCAUCCCCAACUUGGGCCCUCUAAAUGUUGUUGGACUCCCAACACCAUCAGACCCAGCCAACAUUGACAAUCAUCAGGAAUAAUGGAAAUUGUAGUAGUAACUCCUAUAACUGUAUUAUAGCACUUUACAGUGGGUUAUACUCUUUAUUAGAAUUGCCAUUCAAAAUGUAUCCCCAAAGAAGGAUUGCUUUAGAAUGUGUCAGGCCUAAAAUCUGUCUCCAAGUACUUGGGAGUUCUUUCUUUUUUCCUUCUUUGGGAAAGUCACAUGGCUCUGCGGUGAAGAAGAGCUGGGUCAUUGGUUUUUUGGUUGUUCACAGCAGUAAGAAUAGCAUGUCAUUUCAUGUGUGGGUGAGAAAAGAUGUCAAUUGCUCGUAAUUCAUUUGCAGAUUAUUUUCCAACUCAUUCACUGGCAAAAUUUCCUCCUUUAUAAUACAAAACUUUUUCCACCCUCCGGACACGGUGGAAUCAUCGGAGGCCCGCUGUAAUCAGUUUGCCGAUCACUUCCAGAAUAAGAUCUCAUGUAUCCACCGGGACCUAGACUCUCAAGUUAUAGCAGUAGAUCCUAGUGAGAUGUCCGGAGCACAGUCUUGUCCUGUUUUGUUGGAUGAGCUUCAGUUGGUUCAACUCGAGGACGUGGACAAGGUGCUUGGACAGGUACGUGCAACCACUUUGGUACUGGAUCCUUGCCCCUCCUGGCUGAUAAAAACUAGUAGGAAUGGAACAGGUAGCUGGGCCAAGGAAGUGAUAAAUGCCUCUUUACGAGAGGGAGUGGUCCCGGGCUGUCUGAAAGAGGCAGUGGUGAGACCACUCCUGAAAAAGCCUUCCUUGGACCCAGACAAUUUUAACAGCUACAGGCCAGUGGCGAAUGUUCCAUUCCUGGGCAAGGUCUUGGAACGGGUGGUUGCUGGCCAGCUCCAGGUGCUAUUGGAUGAAACUGAUUAUCUAGAUCCAUUUCAAUCGGGUUUUAGGCCCGGUUUUGGCACUGAGACAGCCUUGGUCGCCCUGUACGAUGACCUAUGUUGGGAAAGAGACAGAGGGAGUGUAACUCUGUUGAUUCUCCUUGAUCUCCAGUGGCUUUUGAUACCAUCGACCAUGGUAUCCUUCUGGAGAGGCUCGUGGAGUUGGGAGUUGGAGGUACUGCUUGGCAGUGGUUCCGCUCCUACUUGGCGGGUCGUCUCCAGAAGGUAGUGCUUGGGGAACAUUGCUCGACACCGCGGGCUCUCCAAUAUGGGGUCCCGCAGGGGUCAGUUUUGUCCCCCCUGCUUUUUAAUAUCUACAUGAAGCCGUUGGGAGAGGUCAUCAGGAGUUUUGGAGUGCGUUGUCAUCAGUAUGCUGAUGACACGCAGCUCUACUUCUCCUUUUCAUCUUCUUCAGGUGAGGCUGUCGAUUUGCUGAACCGUUGCCUGGCCUCGACAAUGGACUGGAUGAGAGUUAACAAACUGAAGCUCAAUCCAGACAAGACUGAGAUGCUGUUGGUGGACGGGUUCUCUGAUCGGAUGGUGGAUAUAUACCCUGUCCUGGACGGGGUUACACUCCCCCUAAAGGACCGGAUUCGUAGUCUGGGAGUCUUUUUAGACUCUUCCCUCUCACUUGAGGCUCAAGUAGCCUCGGUGGUUAGGAAUGCGUUUUACCAACUUCGGUUGGUAGCCCAGCUACGUCCCUAUUUGAGUAAAGAGGACCUUACAUCAGUGGUACAUGCUCUGGUAACCUCACGUUUGGAUUACUGUAAUGCGCUUUACGUAGGGCUACCUUUGAAGACAGUUCGGAAGCUACAACUAGUGCAAAAUGCGGCGGCCAGAUUGCUGACAAGGACCAAGCGGUCCGAGCAUAUAACACCUGUUCUGGCCAGCUUGCACUGGUUGCCAAUAUGUUUCCGGGCUAGAUUCAAAGUGUUGGUAUUAACCUAUAAAGCCUUAUACGGUGCGGGACCACGAUACCUUGCGGAACGCCUCUUCCGAUAUGAACCGGCCCGUGCACUACGUUCUGCUAUGAAGGCCCUCCUCCGGGUUCCAACUCACAGGGAGGCCCGGAGGGUGAUGACAAGAUCUAGGGCCUUCUCAGUGGUGGCCCCCUAACUAUGGAACAGUCUCCCUGAGGAAGUACGCCUGGCGCCGACUCUGCUUUCCUUCCGGCGCCAGGUCAAAACCUUCCUAUUCUCUGAAGCAUUUUAAGUUACAUUGAUCUAAUUUUAAUAAUGUUUAUUGUAUUGGAUUGUUGAUUGUAUUUUAGUAUUAUUUUGUUAUUCAUUGUAUUUUUAUGCUAUUUUAUGUUCACCGCCCAGAGAGCUAUUGCUAGUCGGGCGGUAUAUAAAUUUAAUAAAUAAUAAUAAUAAUAAAUAAAACUUUUAAUAUGUUCCUUUGUCCCAUCCCCCCCCUUUCUGCAGUGGCAUGAAGUGAAGAAUGGAAAUAUAUUGGGAGCAUUCAACAGAAAUAAACUGUUUGUUUAUAUUUUUUAAACAAAAGAAAACCUGAAUGUCAAAGGCGGAAUUUAAAUCUUUAUUUAUAACUAUUUUUAACUGUGACUUUUAGAGCUCAGCUUUGUUAGCAACUGGUCUGGCUAUGGGCUUGGGAAAGAGAGGUACACUUCCUGCAUUGCCAAAGGAGAAAAGUCAGAUACUGUAAAUGAUGGAAUGUGGUGGACAGGAAGACCGCUUUGAUUAUUCAGUCUUGAACACCUUAAUUUCUCUUAUUCCUACUUCCUCCUUCACCCCUACCCCAACACUUAAAAGAGUUUUAUUUUUUAAAGGAAAACGUUACUUUCUCUCCAUUCAUUCCAUCUGCUUUCCAAUUCCUCCUUUAAUGUUAAAUUAAAAGUUAAGUUCUACAUCUCUACAAUAUAUCCUUUCUUCCAGGAUUUGUGUUCAUUAUGUACGAAACGUUGUUGGCUCAAGGUUGGCUUUUUGUCUUGUCCUUUUCUCUCUUUUUUAUAAUAGUACACAAUAAAACAUUUUGACUCUGGAAAAA